GAGAAGAAUUUGAAGAGGAGGAGGAAGAAAAUUGGUCUAAAUAUGUGUGGAAACUUGGACAUUCUGACAGGGCACCGCGUUCUAUGGGCGUGUGUGGGCGUGGACCUGCUGGUAGGGUGUGGUGUGGGCGCCCUCUCCUACCCACACACGCCCCACCACCACCACCACCACCACCACCCUUACACCACCACCACCACCACCGCCGCCAUUAUCGUGGGCGUGGGAAUGGGCGGGGUGUGGGUGGCCAGGUGCCGCCCGCGCGCACGCACCCUCGCCCUCCUUCUAGCAGGGGUCGUGGGCGUAGCAGCGGCCGCCCACGCCCCUCUCGCCGUGCUUACGUGUGGGGGGGAGGGAGGCCUGCCUGGGGUGCUCUCCAUGGACGGCAGCACCCUGGCACUGCAUCGUCCCUGUAGCGAGGAGUGCCAGUGUUCGAGCGAGGUAUCCUACGAUCCUGUGUGUGUGAAGGAUGGCCCUCUAGAGCUGUCCUACUACUCCCCCUGUCACGCCGGCUGCCCCCCGCCCCCCGCCCAAGGACACCCCCUCGAGAACUGCACCUGUGGUGGUAGGGCUGCCAGCGUCACCCCGGGCCUGUGUCACCCCUGCGCCACCCACCUCCUGCAUACCUGUCUGUCCUGCCUCGCUGCCUCGCUCACCCCGCUCGUCUCCAUUAUCACACUCCUUCUGGCUGUCAGGUGUGUCAAUAAGGGUGAGAAGACCAUUGCUUUGGGUCUAAAAGUCACCCUGUGGUCUAUGGGGCGCCUCCUGGGACCCCUGCUGGUGGGGGGCCUGGUGGGGGGCGCCUGUCUGGUCCCCGGGAGGGCGUGUGGGGGGCGUGGCGGGCGUGGGUGGUGGGCGGAGGGCGUGUCGUCGUGGGAGUGCUACCUGUAUGACCCGACUGUAUUGGGAUACAUCCUGCACGGAACCAGCGCCACAUCCCUCACUUUGGCAGCCAUUCUCUCCCUGUUCCUGGCCCGUGAAGCCGCGCACAUAGACCUCUUCGGGGAACCACACCCUUCCCCUACCAUCCCCACCCCUGACCCCUUCGCCCGCGCCCUGACAGCUCCAGAAUCCGAAGAAGUAUAAGGAAGAUUUCAAAGUUAGCAUCGGGGCAAAGCUACGCACGAAGCUGGGAUGUCCCGCAGGAGAGAGUGAGAGAGAGAGAGAGGGAGAGGGAGAGGGAGAGGGAGGAGAGGUUUAAGAGUCUAGA
Portunus trituberculatus (swimming crab) is the source of this 1207-nucleotide messenger RNA. Its product is annotated as solute carrier organic anion transporter family member 2A1-like. The record is from RefSeq and is a predicted model, not a curated record. Bases 43 to 1083 code for a protein of 346 amino acids. Gene Ontology annotation, molecular function: protein binding. Gene Ontology annotation, biological process: transmembrane transport; sodium-independent organic anion transport. The transcript is spliced from 6 exons. Gene Ontology annotation, cellular component: membrane. Lineage: Eukaryota; Metazoa; Arthropoda; Malacostraca; Decapoda; Portunidae.